Molecule: messenger RNA, 7572 nt
Organism: Venustampulla echinocandica
Lineage: Eukaryota; Fungi; Ascomycota; Leotiomycetes; Helotiales; Pleuroascaceae
Product: putative pre-mRNA processing splicing factor
Exons: 3
Coding region: 1-7572 (2523 amino acids)
Biological process (GO): mRNA splicing, via spliceosome; spliceosomal tri-snRNP complex assembly
Cellular component (GO): U5 snRNP; catalytic step 2 spliceosome
Molecular function (GO): U5 snRNA binding; U6 snRNA binding; pre-mRNA intronic binding
Source: RefSeq, a predicted model, not a curated record
AUGUCGUCGAUACCUCCUCCGCCUCCUCCAGGAUGGAGUUCCUCGGUCCCCCCCUCUCUGCCGUUGGGCGCGCCACCGGGUGCUCCUCCUCCACCAGGCUACCGGCCCCCCGCCGACACUCAAGUGGCCAAGUUUGCACAGAAGAAGAAAGAAUGGCUACGGUCGCAGCGCAAUCGAUUUGGCGAGAAGAGGAAAGGAGGCUUUGUUGAGACGCAGAAGGCGGAUAUGCCUCCUGAGCACUUGCGAAAGAUUGUCAAGGACAUUGGGGAUGUUUCGCAGAAGAAAUUCAGCACCGACAAGCGCAGUUAUCUUGGCGCACUGAAGUUCAUGCCCCAUGCGGUCAUGAAGUUGUUGGAGAAUAUGCCAAUGCCAUGGGAGUCGGCCAGGGAGGUCAAGGUCUUGUACCACGUCAAUGGAUGCUUGACGCUGGUUAACGAAACGCCGAGGGUUAUCGAGCCCGUCUUCCACGCGCAAUGGGCGACCAUGUGGGUUUGCAUGAGGAGGGAAAAGAGCGACAGGAGACAUUUCAAACGGAUGCGGUUUCCUCCUUUCGACGACGAAGAGCCACCGCUCUCAUGGUCCGAGAAUAUUGAAGAUGUGGAGCCGUUGGAACCAAUUCAGAUGGAACUGGAUGAGAGCGAGGAUAGUGCAGUCUUUGACUGGUUCUACGAAAACCGGCCACUUCUGGAUACGCCACAUGUGAAUGGACCGAGUUACAAGGAGUGGAACCUCACCCUACCGCAAAUGGCAGCAUUGUAUCGACUCAGUCAUCGACUCCUAAGCGACCUUGUUGACAAGAACUAUUUCUACAUGUUUGAUCUCAAUAGCUUUCUGACAGCAAAGGCACUCAACGUUGCCAUUCCCGGAGGACCGCGAUUUGAGCCACUGUACAAAGAUGUGGAUCCGAAUGAGGAGGAUUUCGGCGAAUUUAACGCCAUUGAUCGAAUCAUCUUCCGCGCACCUAUCAGAACCGAAUACCGAGUCGCUUUUCCGUUCUUAUACAAUUCACUUCCACGAAGCGUCAAGCUCUCAUGGUACUCCUACCCGCAGGUCGUGUAUGUACGUACCGAAGACCCCAGUUUACCGGCAUUUUAUUUCGACCCUGUAAUCAACCCCAUCUCUUCAAGAUCUGUUGCGCCGAAAAAUAUCACGAUUAGUCAUGAAGACGAAAUAUUUGGUCCGGGCAACAACGAAGAGCCUGAGGAAGAUGCAUUUGAGCUUCCUGCUGAAGUCGAGCCUUUCUUGGCAGAUGAAGAAUUGUACACAAGUGAAACUGCGUCAGCAAUCUCGCUCUGGUGGGCUCCAUACCCAUUCGACAGACGAUCAGGCCGGAUGGUUCGAGCUCAGGAUGUUCCAUUGGUCAAACAAUGGUACCUAGAGCACUGCCCGCAAGGCCAGCCUGUCAAGGUCAGGGUAUCAUAUCAGAAACUCCUGAAGACAUUUGUCUUAAAUGAGUUGCAUAAGAAAAAGCCAAAAGCACAGAAUAAACAAAGUCUAAUGAAGACGUUGAAGCAUACCAAAUUUUUCCAACAAACCACCAUCGAUUGGGUUGAAGCCGGUCUUCAAGUCUGCCGCCAAGGAUUUAACAUGCUCAAUCUUUUGAUCCAUCGGAAAAAUCUGACAUAUCUUCAUCUCGAUUAUAACUUCAACUUGAAGCCAGUCAAGACCCUGACAACUAAAGAGCGAAAGAAGUCGCGAUUUGGAAACGCUUUCCAUCUUAUGCGCGAAAUUUUGAAGCUCACUAAGUUAAUCGUCGAUGCGCAAGUUCAAUAUAGAUUGGGUAACAUUGAUGCGUUUCAACUUGCCGACGGUAUCUUGUAUGCCUUCAAUCAUGUGGGCCAGCUGACUGGGAUGUAUCGAUACAAGUACAAGCUUAUGCAUCAGAUUCGAUCAUGCAAAGAUUUGAAGCAUCUCAUUUAUUAUCGAUUCAAUUCUGGUCCUGUUGGCAAGGGUCCUGGUUGUGGAUUCUGGGCGCCAGCUUGGAGAGUUUGGCUCUUCUUUAUGCGAGGUAUUAUCCCGCUGCUUGAGCGAUGGCUUGGGAACCUGCUUUCUAGACAGUUUGAAGGUCGGCAUAGUAAGGGAGUAGCAAAAACCGUAACCAAACAGCGUGUUGAAUCUCAUUUCGAUCUUGAGCUUCGCGCAUCAGUCAUGGCUGAUCUUAUGGAUAUGAUGCCGGAAGGCAUCAAACAGAAUAAGGUCAACACAGUCCUACAACAUCUAUCUGAAGCAUGGAGGUGCUGGAAGAGUAACAUCCCUUGGAAAGUGCCGGGUCUACCAGCGCCUAUUGAGAACAUUAUCCUUCGUUACGUGAAGAGCAAGGCGGAUUGGUGGAUAUCGGUUGCCCAUUAUAAUAGAGAGCGCAUUCGCCGAGGUGCGACUGUUGACAAAACGGUCGCAAAGAAGAAUUUGGGCCGUCUUACUCGAUUAUGGCUCAAGGCUGAGCAAGAAAGACAACACAAUUACAUGAAGGACGGGCCAUAUGUCUCUUCUGAAGAAGCCGUGGCUAUUUAUACCACCACUGUCCACUGGCUCGAGUCUCGGAAAUUUUCGCCCAUCCCAUUCCCGAGCGUUUCCUACAAGCAUGAUACCAAAAUCCUUAUUCUUGCUUUGGAGCGACUACGAGAAGCAUAUUCCGUCAAAGGCAGACUCAACCAGAGCCAACGUGAGGAGUUGGCGCUGAUCGAGCAGGCUUAUGACAGCCCCGGAACCACGCUGGAGAGAAUCAAGAGAUUUUUGCUCACUCAAAGAGCCUUCAAGGAAGUUGGCAUAGAUAUGAACGACAACUACAGCACCAUAAAUCCUGUUUAUGAUAUUGAGCCGGUCGAAAAGAUCAGCGAUGCAUACCUUGACCAAUAUCUCUGGUAUCAGGCGGACCAACGUCAUUUGUUCCCGGCUUGGAUUAAACCAUCGGAUUCAGAAGUCCCUCCAUUGCUCACUUACAAGUGGGCUCAAGGCAUCAACAACCUCGACAAAGUAUGGGAAUCUGCUGAUGGAGAGUGCAACGUUAUGAUUGAAACGCAGCUAUCCAAGGUUUAUGAAAAGAUAGAUUUGACGCUUCUCAAUCGACUACUUAGACUUAUCAUGGAUCAUAACCUUGCGGAUUAUAUAUCGUCAAAGAACAAUGUUCAGCUGACAUACAAGGAUAUGAAUCACGUCAACAGCUAUGGAAUGAUCCGCGGUCUUCAAUUCUCGGCUUUCGUCUUCCAGUACUAUGGCCUUGUUCUUGACCUGCUUCUCCUUGGUCUUCAACGUGCGAGCGAGAUUGCUGGACCACCACAAAGCCCCAACGACUUCUUACAAUUCCGGGACCGUGAGACGGAGACAAGACACCCGAUUAGAUUAUAUACCAGAUAUAUUGACCGUAUUUGGGUGUUCUUCCGCUUUACUGCCGAUGAGUCUAGGGAUUUGAUUCAGCGAUUCUUGACCGAGCAGCCUGACCCUAAUUUCGAGAAUGUCAUUGGCUACAAGAACAAGAAAUGCUGGCCACGCGAUUCGCGUAUGCGGCUUAUGAGGCACGAUGUCAAUCUUGGCCGUGCAGUCUUCUGGGACUUGAAGAACCGUCUUCCGAGAUCCGUCACAACAAUCGAAUGGGAUGAUACAUUUUCGAGUGUUUAUAGUAGGGAUAACCCUAAUCUGCUGUUCUCGAUGUGCGGUUUUGAGGUUCGAAUUUUACCGAAGAUCCGCAACCAGAAUGAUGAGUUCCCUGUCAAAGACAGUGUGUGGUCUCUGGUUGAUAACACCACGAAAGAAAGAACAGCCCACGCUUUUCUUCAGGUGACCGAGGAGGACAUCGCCAAAUUUAACAACCGUAUCCGCCAAAUUCUCAUGUCUUCUGGAUCUACUACGUUCACCAAGAUUGCCAACAAGUGGAACACUAGUCUUAUUGCACUAUUCACAUACUAUCGUGAGGCCGCUGUUUCAACUGUCAAUCUCCUGGAUACAAUCGUCAAGUGCGAGACAAAGAUCCAAACCAGAGUUAAGAUAGGCCUAAACUCAAAGAUGCCCUCCAGGUUUCCGCCAGCUGUCUUUUAUACUCCAAAAGAACUUGGUGGUUUAGGUAUGAUCUCUGGUUCUCAUAUUCUCAUCCCGGCAAGCGACAAGCGUUGGUCGAAACAAACCGAUACUGGCGUCACGCAUUAUCGGGCUGGUAUGACCCAUGACGAGGAAACCUUGAUACCGAACAUUUUCAGAUACAUCAUCCCUUGGGAGGCCGAGUUCAUCGACUCCCAACGAGUGUGGACUGAGUAUUCCCAGAAACGGCAGGAGGCCAAUCAACAAAACCGCAGACUCACACUCGAGGAUCUUGAGGACAGCUGGGACCGUGGCUUGCCUCGUAUCAACACCCUUUUCCAGAAAGAUCGAAGUACCUUGAGUUUUGAUAAGGGCUUCCGAGCUCGUACCGAGUUCAAGACUUAUCAGCUAAUGAAAAGCAACCCCUUCUGGUGGACAAGUCAGCGGCAUGACGGAAAACUGUGGAAUCUGAAUGCUUAUCGAACCGAUGUAAUUCAAGCACUGGGUGGUGUUGAGACAAUUCUUGAGCAUACCUUGUUCAAGGCCACCGCUUUCCCAUCCUGGGAAGGACUCUUCUGGGAGAAGGCGUGUCUGGCCAAGGGAACACAGUUGUUGCGUCACGAUGGCACCAAGGUUGCAGUCGAAGACGUCAAGGAGGGAGAUCUUUUACUUGGGCCAGAUGGUGGACCUCGCCGAGCUUUCAACAUUGUCAGUGGAAAAGACCAGCUCUAUCGCAUUAAGAUCGACGCUUGCCAUGAGGAUCUCGUCGUCACUCCAAACCAUAUCUUGGUCCUUCACCGGGACGCACCCGGGCCAAGCUCCGAUCCAGCGGAGGCGCCAACAACUAAACUGUACGAAACUGUUGAGAUGACAGCCGCUCAAUUCGCAGCCCUUGACAAUAAGGAGAGAGACAAGUGCCAGCUCUUUAGCGCUCCCGGCUUUGAACUACCCCUGCAGCACAUGUCGGUUAAGCAAAUCACACUUGAAUCCAAGUCCACAGAAUGGGCUGGCUUCCGCGUCGACAAAGAUCAGCUCUACCUCCGUCAUGAUUACAUUGUUCUUCACAAUAGCGGUUUCGAGGAGAGCAUGAAGUUCAAAAAAUUGACAAACGCGCAACGAUCCGGCUUGAAUCAAAUUCCAAAUCGCAGAUUUACCCUCUGGUGGAGUCCCACCGUGAACAGAGCCAACGUGUACGUUGGUUUCCAGGUUCAAUUGGAUCUAACUGGCAUUUUCUUGCAUGGAAAAAUUCCAACUUUGAAGAUUUCGCUUAUCCAGAUUUUCCGAGCCCAUUUGUGGCAGAAGAUCCACGAAUCAGUGGUUAUGGAUCUGUGUCAAGUGUUCGAUCAAGAGCUAGAGCAGCUGGGUAUUGAAACCGUUCAAAAGGAGACUAUUCAUCCCAGAAAAUCAUAUAAGAUGAAUAGUUCUUGUGCCGACAUCCUCUUGUUCGCAAGCCAUAAGUGGAAUGUUACACGGCCGUCAAUACUAUUUGACACCAAAGACGUCAUUGAACCCACUACUACGAAUAAGUUCUGGGUAGACGUUCAACUCCGUUAUGGAGACUACGAUUCUCAUGACAUUGAACGUUACGUCCGCGCCAAAUAUCUUGACUAUACCACUGAUAGUAUGAGUAUCUACCCAUCUGCUACCGGUCUCAUGAUCGGUAUUGAUCUAGCGUACAAUCUAUAUUCAGCGUAUGGCCAAUACUUCCCUGGCCUGAAGGUCCUCAUCCAGCAGGCAAUGGCAAAGGUCAUGAAGGCCAACCCGGCAUUAUAUGUUUUACGAGAGCGAAUCCGCAAAGGUCUCCAGCUUUACGCCUCAGAAAGCAACCAAGAAUUUUUGAACUCGCAGAAUUAUUCGGAACUUUUCAGCAAUCAGAUCCAGUUGUUCAUUGACGAUACUAAUGUCUACCGUGUUACAAUCCACAAGACGUUCGAAGGAAAUCUAACAACCAAACCGAUCAACGGUGCCAUUUUCAUCUUCAACCCGCGAACUGGUCAGUUAUUCCUGAAAAUCAUCCAUACCAGCGUCUGGGCUGGUCAAAAACGUCUCGGACAGCUGGCCAAAUGGAAGACUGCCGAAGAAGUGGCCGCUCUCAUUCGUUCAUUGCCAAUUGAGGAACAACCCAAACAGCUGAUUGUCACCCGCAAAGGUCUUCUUGACCCGCUUGAAGUGCAUCUUCUCGACUUUCCGAAUAUUUCUAUUCGUGCGUCUGAGCUCCAGUUACCUUUCCAGGCUGCCAUGAAGGUUGAAAAGCUCGGCGAUAUGAUUCUACGGGCCACCGAGCCUCAGAUGGUACUGUUCAAUCUUUAUGAUGAGUGGUUGAAGACUAUCUCCUCAUAUACGGCUUUCUCCCGUCUGGUUCUUAUCCUUCGUGCACUUCAUGUGAACCAGGACAAGACUAAGUUGCUUCUCAGACCUGACAAGACUGUAAUUACUCAAGAGCAUCAUAUUUGGCCGACGCUAUCCGAAGAUGAUUGGAUCAAGGUCGAAACGCAACUUCGCGAUCUCAUCUUGAAUGAUUAUGGCAAGAAGAAUAACGUUAACACUUCAAGUUUAACGAUGAGCGAAGUGCGCGAUAUCAUCUUGGGCAUGGAGAUUAGUGCGCCGUCUAUGCAACGUCAACAGGCUGCCGAAAUCGAAAAGCAACAGCAAGAGCAGCAGCAACUGACGGCCGUAACUACCAAAACUCAAAAUGUGCAUGGCGAAGAUAUCAUUGUAACAACUACUUCGCAAUUUGAGCAGCAGACCUUUGCAUCUAAGACCGAGUGGAGAACAAGGGCCAUUGCAACCUCAAACCUUCGUACGAGGGCGAAUAAUAUCUACAUCUCGUCGGAUGAUAUCAAGGAAGACGAUCAUUACACUUAUAUCAUGCCAAAGAACAUCCUUAAGCGCUUCAUUACGAUCGCGGAUCUUCGGGUACAAGUUGCCGGCUACCUUUACGGAUCGUCGCCCCCUGACAACGAUCAGGUGAAGGAAAUCCGUUGCAUAGUUAUGGUGCCUCAAAUCGGAAGCACACGCGACAUUCAGCUACCACAACAACUACCACAACACGAAUAUCUUGAUCAGAUGGAGCCCCUGGGAAUCAUUCACACUGUCUCUGGGAACGAACCACCAUAUAUGAGUGCUAUGGAUGUCACGCAACAUGCACGCCUGAUGAAUGCGCACAAAUCAUGGGAUAAGAAGACUGUCAGUAUGACGGUUUCCUUCACGCCGGGAAGCGUAUCCCUUGCGUCAUGGGCGCUCACGCCUCAAGGAUACAAAUGGGGAGCCGAGAACAAGGACAUGAGCAGCGAUCAGCCCCAGGGAUUCAGCACCAACAUGGGGGAGAAAUGCCAGCUGCUACUCAGUGAUAAGAUACGGGGGUACUUCCUCGUGCCGGAGAAUAGCACGUGGAACUAUAGCUUCAUGGGCAGCGCUUUCGGGGGAAUCGAGAAGAAGCCAGUGCAUGUCAAGAUCGACACUCCACUGCCAUUCUAUAGCGACCAACACCGGCCCCUGCAUUUCCAAAAUUUCGCCGAGUUGGAGGACAUAUGGGUAGACCGGGAAGACACAUUUGCUUAG